ACUCUCAGGAUAAACUGAGCAAACUGCGUCGUAUCAUCACUGACGCUAUAAGCAAGUAAUGUGUCUGUCACAUGGUUAAUCAGUAAGAUUGUUUGAAAAAAGAAAAGGGUCGAGACCUAACUUAGACUCACAAACACAAACGAACUCCUUUACUUCUCAGCAAUGGCACUGAACGGGAAAGUUGCAGUAGUUACCGGUGGGGCGCAAGGUUUAGGAAAAGGUUUCGCUGAGGUUCUUUUGAAGAACGGAGCAAAGGUCGCACUCUUUGAUGUCAGUGAAGACUCGGGCGAUGCUACCAGGGCGUCAUUUGAGAAAGACUUCGGACCAGACAGAACUUUGUUCUGUGUUUGCGAUGUUACCUCAGACCAACAGUUCAAAGAUGCUUUCCAAAGGACCGUGCAGAAGUUUGGCGGAGUUGACAUUGUUUGCAACAAUGCUGGCAUCAUAAACGAGGGGGACUGGGAGAAAACCGUGGCCAUAAAUCUGUGUGGAGUGAUCAGAGGAACCUACCUGUCCCUGGACCACAUGAAGAAGGAGAGGGGGGGCAGAGGGGGUGUUAUUAUCAACAUCGCCUCAAUGGCAGGUCUGGGUCCCCUGCCGACAUGUCCCGUCUACACUGCUACCAAACAUGGGGUGAUGGGCUUCAGCAGAGCCGUCGCGAUGGCCUCAGAAGCUGCUGGUUACGGCGUGAGGGUGAACAUGAUCUGCCCCAUAUUUGUGCAGACGGCCCUCCUGUCGAGUCUGGAGUCUGAGGAGGCGGCUGGGGAGUUCUACCCACUCAGGGACAUCAACACAAAGCUCCUCCAGACCUACGGCACUCUGGAGGUGUCUGAUGUGGCAAAGGCGUUUGAGAAGCUGAUCCUGGAUGACAGUAAAAAUGGAGCGGCUCUCUACGUAAACACCGAAGGCUCCGACUAUGUCAAGUUUCCCACUUCUCAGGAUCUAAGAGGGGGCAGUCCGUAACAUAGUGACUGUCACACACACACACACACACCUAAACACACACACACACAAGCGGGGGAAGCUUUGGGAUUUGUGGGGUGGGGUGGUGUGUCACAGCAUAUUCAACUUUAAACUUUAAUUUUAACACGAAUAAAAUGCACAAAAUUGCUUCUAAAUUGUACGAUAAAACAUAUCCAGUAAGAUUAUUUGUAAGUACUCAGAAAGCAUGGGAAUCCAAAAAUGGUUUACUUUAGUACCACAUUAAACGAACACCUGUGUAAUUUGUUGUUUCCCUGAGGGGAGAAUUUCCUGUCUGGAUUUCUGUAGUGUCUUGUUUGAGUCCACCUCUAAACCUCAGUUGAUUCAUGAUUUCUGUAGUGUCUUGUUUGAGUCCACCUCUAAACCUCAGUUGAUUCAUGAUUUCUGUAGUGUCUUGUUUGAGUCCACCUCUAAACUUCAGUUGAUUCAUGACCCAGCUGCUCGACGUCAGAAAUUGAAAAUAAUAGCUACAUGCUUCAGCUCAUAGCUAUGCUUAGACUUGCAGUCUCCCUUAGUGGCAGCAGAUGAGGACCCUAGACCUGUUCCAUGAGGACCAUUUACUGUACUGUAUUAGACCCUAGACCUGUUCCAUGAAGACCCUGUACUGUAUUAGACCCUAGACCUGUUCCAUGAGGGGUCCUCCGAUGAAGAAUUGAGCUGCUUUGACUAAAUGAAGUAGACCAGUGGUCCUCACAGCACCCUAAAGGCCUCCCUGGAACCUCCUCUUUUCCUUUAUUUGUAGGAAGCAUCUCUGUUCGGUUGCCAUGUUUGUCAUUAUUCCCUCUUUAUUAGGUCACCCAUAAUUACUAGCAGUUGUGGGUUGUUGUUGUUGUUUUUUCUUCUUCUUUUGGACCACAGUUGAAAGUGAGUCAUUUGUUUUGGGGCUUGUUUUGAUGAACAUUUCACAUGUGAAAUGUGGGGUGACACACUUGUUUAGUCUGGAUUUGCCCUUUUUUGGCCAUUUUGAGAUCUUGUGAGGGGCACUCGUGGUGUGUUUGGACAGGCAACAUCUGCCAAGUCUGACCCUGAAACAAAAUACCAUUGGUACAGUAUGUGUUCUCGUCUUCAGAGAAAUACAUUACAUACAUACAUUUGGCACAUUAAUAUGCUAAAACACACACAGAAGCAAAUCAAAUAUAAUUUGUCUAUUUGCAGAGAUACAUUACAUCUUUGCAUGUCUAAACGAAGCCUGGUUGCAAUAACAAUAACCAUGUUGAUUAUGUGACCGUGUUAGGAGAUCUAGAGGUUUAUAAACUGUAUCCUCUCUAUAUUCAAAGGUGAUUAUUCGAUUCUUAUUCCAUGAAGGAGACAUGUUUUUGUCAACAUUCCACCAGAUGGUGGACGUGUGAACAUAGUAUGGAGUGUCAGUAUGUCCUUGUAUUGGGAAAUUAUAAUAAAUAAAUAUAGACUUUAUAUUC
This is a messenger RNA of Clupea harengus (Atlantic herring), 2399 nucleotides long. Its product is annotated as 15-hydroxyprostaglandin dehydrogenase [NAD(+)]. Lineage: Eukaryota; Metazoa; Chordata; Actinopteri; Clupeiformes; Clupeidae. Gene Ontology annotation, molecular function: oxidoreductase activity, acting on the CH-OH group of donors, NAD or NADP as acceptor. Gene Ontology annotation, cellular component: cytoplasm. The record is from RefSeq and is a predicted model, not a curated record.